Molecule: messenger RNA, 1783 nt
Organism: Eutrema salsugineum
Lineage: Eukaryota; Viridiplantae; Streptophyta; Magnoliopsida; Brassicales; Brassicaceae
Product: SKP1-like protein 21
Exons: 9
Coding region: 392-1471 (359 amino acids)
Biological process (GO): SCF-dependent proteasomal ubiquitin-dependent protein catabolic process
Cellular component (GO): cytoplasm; nucleus
Molecular function (GO): cullin family protein binding
Source: RefSeq, a predicted model, not a curated record
AGAACUUAAUUAUAAAAAAAAAAAUCCCAAAAUAUUAGCCCUUCUUUCUCUCUCUUAUCCGCUCCUCUCUCCUUGGUCUGUUCUGCCGCCGCCGUCGCCGUCGCCGUUCUCUCCUCCGCCAGAUUUUAUAAUCUCCGCGACCGUCGACAUUCAUUCAAUCCUCCGGUUGUUAGUUUGGUGUGAAGUUUCCGGAAACCGCUUGAGAUUUCUGUUUGAGCUAUUGACCUGGAAGCUUUUCUACUUAGAGACCUGGAAAUUUUCUACUUGGUGUGCCAGUUGGAGAGUUGAGAAGCCUCAAGGGUCAAGAUAAAUAAAUACAUUGUAUUGUGGGAACUGCUAUCUAGAUAUUAUCCCAAGGAGCUUUAUACCCGAAGACUGGGUCUUCUAAUCAAUGUUAGAAAGUGAUAUGGCCAUUAUAACACCAGAGAUGAUGAAAUCCUAUAUAUGGCUUGAAACUGCUGAUGGAUCAAUCCAACAAGUGGAACAAGAGGUUGCAAUGUUCUGUCCCAUGAUAUGUCAAGAAGUGGUACAAAAGGGUGCUGGAUCUUCUAAAAACAAUGCAAUAUCGCUUCCACAGCGAGUCAAUCCAGCCAUGUUAAGCCUGAUUUUUGAUUACUGCAGAUUUCAUCAAGUAUCUGGACGUUCAAAUAAGGAACGUAAACUUUACGAUGAAAAAUUCAUCCGGAUGGAUACAAAGAGGCUCUGUGAGUUGACCUCAGCCGCUGACAGUUUGCAGUUGAAGCCUUUGGUUGAUCUGACUAGUCGUGCGCUUGCACGGAUUAUUGAGGGGAAAUCUCCUGAGGAGAUACGCGAAAUAUUUCAUUUGCCUGAUGACCUGACUGAGGAGGAGAAAUUAGAGCCUCUGAAGAACACAAUGGAUGAUCCGCGUAUUCGACUGUUGAAUAGAUUGUAUGCUAAAAAGAGAAAGGAGUUGAAAGAAAGAGAGAAACUCAAGGCUAUUUCCAUGUCCCAGAGUAUAGAGGUUGAAGAUCGUGUUGAUGAGCGUUCUGUGGAUGACCUUUUAUCGUUUAUUAAUGGCAGAGAUCCCAAGGUGGUGAAGACUUCCAAGAGCAAAAAGAAGAACAAGAAAAGGAAGGAGCAUAAGAAUGGUAGAUCAAAUGGAACAUGCGAAGCUUCCGAGAAGGAUUCAGAUAAUUUGCAUUCCAAAGAACGAAAUGCUAAAAUUGUUGAUGAGUCCGCGUCCAGCUUGGGAGGGGUAUCUAACUUAGGUAGUAUGGAAGAUGACAUUCUUACACCAAAGGCUGAGUUUGAAGAUGGGUAUAUAGAUGAUGAAUUUGAUCCCGUUUUGAAGGAAAUGCUUGAUAGAGAAGUAGAGGAUUUUGCUCGGAGAUUGAACUCUAGUUGGGUUCUAUCAUUAGGACAAGAAAGGCAGCCUGUGCACUUUUCCAUAAACGGCAAUGGGACUACAAGGCGAUUGACAGGCAGAGCCGGGCUGGCCAGAAGCUCAUGAAUCAUGUGCUUGGAAGAGCCGAUAAGUUCAAAAAGUUGUUAGAGGCCAAUUUGUGAAUGGCCGAGACUUUUUUUUGUCUUGUUUAACAUCUGGGUGGGUCUAAAGUUUGAAUCUAUGAAGCUAUGUUUUUUUUUUUUAUCAUUUUGCUUUACUCAAAAAGUUGGCAAAUGUUCUUUUCUUUCGACAUUUUUUUUUCUCCUUAAUUUUUUUUGUCUUUGAAACUAGGCUUUGUAGUUUUGACAUUUUCUUAAACUGAAAAUAGUUUUAAAUAAAUGAUAAGAGCCCAAAUAUCAAAUUACUUGAUAAAAAGAU